CUCUCAGGCCUCAGAGGACCUAGGUCGCGAAAGACCAGUUUGGCUAUGCAAGUCCAGCGUAGUGCCGCUUCUCUGGGCCUCAGGGCUCGGGGUCCUCUUCGAUCUGCUCCUAGGUUUGCUCCCUUCCAGCCAUGCCGGCAACAACAGUCGCGCGUGGCAUGUUCAGCGGCGGCGAGCGAUGACCCUUACAAGGUUCUGGGUAUCGAGCCUGGCGUUGACAGCAUGGAGAUUGGCAAGGCAUACCGCGUGAAGAAGUAUGAGCACCGCUUCAACCCGGAGAUGCUGCAGAAGGUGGAGUCCGCGCACAGCACCAUUAUGCUCUCGCAGCUAUCUGCUCGCAUGAAGGGGAAAGGCGUGAACAAGGACGUGGCAUAUGCGGACCAGGAGCCACUUUUCCCGUGGCGGCCAAAGCGCUGGGACGCCACCCCCAAGGUGAUCAUGGUGAUUGGCGCCAUGCAGCUGGGCAUGGUGGCGUACGGCUUCCAGCAGCCCGCGCUGUCCAAGACCAUCUUCUGCGGCCUGAUCGGCAUUGCUGCCAACGUGAUGAAGCAGAACGCCAUCAUGCCGCCGCCCAAGGACCCCGAGAUGGCCACCGAGGAGGAGUCCGGACGCGCGAGCCGCAACUUUGUGCGCGGCUUCCUGCUGGGCGCCCUGGCCACCAUCGCCGGCACGCUGCUGUUCUCAAUUCCCGAGGUGCUCGUCAGCCAGGCCAAGAUGACGCUGCCCGUCAUCCCCGGAGUGCCCAACGUCAUUGUCUCCAUGAAGAUCCUGGGCGCCGCCCUCUUCAACUGGGUCAUGACCUCCUUCUACUACUAGAGCCCUACGGAGCUACGCGGAGCUACGCGGAGCUACGUGGAGCUAGGCAGAGCUAGGCGGAGCUAGGCGGCUGAGGGGUGGGCGGCUGCUGAGCAGCAGCAGCGGCAGCGAAGCGGCGUGUGUGUGGAGCGGCGUGGAGCGGGCGAGCGCGCCCGCGGCGUGUGCUCUGCCGCGACGCGCAGGGAGGGCGGAGGGCUGCGGCGCGUGCGCAGCAGCUGCGGCUGGGCGGAGGCGCAUCUUUAGGAUGCAGGUGGUGGUCACAGGAGCAGCAGCAGGAGGCGGAGGUGGCGGAGGAGGAGGAGGAGGAGGAGGACGAGGAGGAGGUGGUGGUGGAGAGCAGGACGAGCUGGCGCUGGUUGCGAGCCGCGCGGCACGCAGCAGCACGUGGUGGGCGGAGGCGAGGCGUGGAGGUUGAAGCAGCGGCAGCAGCACUAGGAGGCGGAGGAAGCGGUGCCGGUGGCGUUCGUGGGGUUCCUCAGUGACUUGAGGUUACUUGAGGUGCGGCCGCUGGGCUGGGCUGGGCUGGGCUGAGGGAGACGCGUGUGUUGGAAGCACUGUUGGUGAACUCGGGGUGUGGCGGUCCAGAGUCAGGGGAAAGAAGGACGGGGAAAGGGAAGUUGACACGCCACGACACAGCGCCGGUCCUUCGACUCUUGAUAAGGCCCUGCGCGUGCUUGCCUAAGAGCGUGGUCUGUAAGGAAUGAAAAAA
This is a messenger RNA of Chlamydomonas reinhardtii, 1525 nucleotides long. RefSeq lists its product as uncharacterized. The coding region runs from base 46 to 816 and encodes 256 amino acids. NCBI's taxonomy places the organism in Eukaryota, Viridiplantae, Chlorophyta, Chlorophyceae, Chlamydomonadales, Chlamydomonadaceae. The transcript is spliced from 7 exons. Gene Ontology annotation, cellular component: chloroplast membrane. The record is from RefSeq and is a predicted model, not a curated record.